AUGCACUGCUCUUUCAAAUUUUUGCCUUUCGUGGUUACGGCCGUAGAUGCUGUCCAGCAUCGAAAUUAUCACGACCGUCUCCACAAACGCAACGCGAUCGUCGUCGACGGCAGCGGUAUAUGUCCAGCCCCUUCAGUCACUACUGUCCUCGAAGUCCAAGCUGCGUACUACCAUGAGCCGUUUCCCUACAACACUGCCAUCGAGCCUUUCAGGAAUGGCAUUGCCUUCACCGUCUCGAACGCUCCUACGGACGUGACUGUGACCGGCUAUGUUACGGGCACCCGCGUUGAGACGCAUUCACCCUCUCCAGAUAUCUCGCCGAGCUCGACUGGUCCCGCUGUCAACACGAUAAGUGUCUCUGGACCAGGUUCACUGCUAAACAGCGAAAUCAGCUCGCCAACAGCGGCAGAAGCGCAGAGUUCGAGUAUUAGGAAUGCUCCUCGAUCGAGCAGCACCUCCCAGAUACCACAAGCUCUGUCUGCUUCGUCACUGGACCCGACUCAAACCACAUCUCAAUCAGUCACUGUCGCGGACCUUACCUCAGUUGAGCAGACUACGCCGACACCUACGCUCGAGACAUUGAGGAUUGGGCUCGGGCUACCCUCCGGGACAGUGAGUGAUCUGCCAUCCGGGUCGUUCCUCCUCUUAGCGUUCACGUCUCUACCUCCAGCGGCCGCUCGUCGAGACAAACGCAACGCAAAUGAUGCCAACGUUAUGACUCAGCGCCCAGCGAAAGAGCUAGAGAGGCGUCAAGAAAGCACGGCGGAUCCAGUCUUUGCGGCCGAUCUCGCCAACCCCACAGGAAGUCCCGACGCUCCUGGCCGCGACAACUGCGAUGAUAGCACUCCUAUGAUUCUUCAGCGAGGCAGCCUCCUUAAUUCCGGCUCUGCGAUCGCCAAGUUACCAGAUGAAUCCAUGCCUCUGCUCGGAUUCCUGGUCGAUGACCCCGUCGACGAGGUCAAUACCACUUUCGCACUCAUCGAUGGCUUCUUGAGCUGGAUCACGCCCUCGAACGAAGUAGCGGACUUUUUCAGCUGUUCUGGCAGCCUCAUUGCCGCGUUCGGCGAUGAGGUGCCCGACUCCUGUACGCCUGUCAUUGUUGGUGCAAUCAAUGGCACGGCGUGCUCUAGGGUCGUCGCGCAGACAUGA
Molecule: messenger RNA, 1149 nt
Organism: Cyphellophora attinorum
Lineage: Eukaryota; Fungi; Ascomycota; Eurotiomycetes; Chaetothyriales; Cyphellophoraceae
Exons: 1
Coding region: 1-1149 (382 amino acids)
Source: RefSeq, a predicted model, not a curated record